GUCUCGUCUCAUCCAACGACUAGCUCCGGGAGCUCUUCUAUACAUGGCCUUUAUUAGUUUAUCGUCUUUCGUCAAUGUGUGCGUCUAUGUGUGUCUGUGUGAAUAUUAUCGUUAAUAGAGUGUAAAGACAAUUUCACGGUUCGGAGCAAUAAUGUACAUAUGGCCUGCUGCAUUCGUUGAGAAAACAUUGCUCAUUUAUGCGGAUAUAAUUGAUCGAUGAAAACCAUCGACAAUUUCCACGACAUUCAAUCUCUUUUUCAGUUUAAAUAUGUCAUUAUUAGACGCGCGUCCGAUAAAAUCACGCGCGAAAAGUGGCCCGUGCUUUGCAGCCCUUCGAACCUUACGCGACUAUAAAUAAUUCGAAGGUGAUACAAAGAGCUUUUUACAUGAUUAUUUUUUGUCGAUUAUUUAGUCGAUCCAACGCGAUUCAUGUAAAAAUUCGACCCUCGGCUGCUUCUUUUUUUUAAUUAUCGAAGUGAAAGCCCGUGUGCAUUAAUAGAUUGUAAUAAGUUGACCUUGUGAGAAAUUAUACACACUCUCGUUACUUGCUGAAAAAGCUCCGACGAAUGUAGUGCGCGCGACGUGAUGAACGACGAGGGUGUACCGUUGAAAGAGCACAAAAAAUAGUCCAAUCAAUGAUCACUUCGUAAAUCCGCUUUUCCUCGUUACCCUCUUCUCUCUAAUUCCAUAUCCUCGAUACCAUGAUGAGGAAAAAAGCGUCGUCGUCGUCGUCGUCGUCAACGGCGACGGCGGCAGCCGCCGAAGGUGGAUUAGGAGAUCUCGGCAGUCAAGAGCGACUUCAUCACCAGCCGAAUAAUGUUUUUUCCCGAAGAAUGAGACGCAGCAUCACCAAAGUCAAAAGGAGCAUACAAAAAAUAACGGAAGAUACUCACGAGGACGAGGAGGCGGACGAGAUGGCCCGAAAAUUGACGUGUCUACCUCGGGAAAGCCUCACGUCCCUGGCCAAUCGCACGGGCUUCACGAGCGAGGAGGUGCGUCGACUUUAUCGAGCUUUCAAGCAGCAGUGUCCGAGCGGGGUGGCGACGACGAAGGAUCUGACGCCCGCUUACGCGAAACUUUUUCCACUCGGCGACUCUCGCAGGUACGCCGAAUUGGUGUUCAACAAUUUCGACCAAGACAAGGACGGCAUCGUCAGCUUUGCCGAUCUGCUGCAAGGCUUGGCGGUGAUCGUCAAGGGGGAUGCCGAUCAAAAGCUCGCCUGGAUCUUUCGGCUCUACGACGUCAGCGGCAACGGGUGGAUAACGAGAAACGACAUGACCGCGAGCAUCUCGGCCAUCUACGAGAUGGUGCGCAGCUCGCAACAGAUCGAGGCGGCCGUCGAGCGACACGUGAAUCGCCUCUUCGACAAGAUGGAUCACGAUCGCGACGGCGUCAUCACGAGAGAGGAAUUUUUCACCGGUUGUCGAAAUGACGAAGUGAUAUUCAAUCAGCUCUCGAUAUUCGACGAUAUGGAAUACUAGUAAUAUUAUAUUGUACAUUAGAACUACGAAAUAAUCAUUGCAUCAAGUACGAAACAAAUGUGUUUAUUGGGCAAUUAAUAUGCAACAGAUCGAUCUAUUUAACGCUAAUAGAUCACAAUGACUACAGUAUCAUUACAUCAGUUCUUUACGUAUAUAUUCAAGUACACAUUAUAUACAAACAUAUUAUAUCUAAAAUAUCGGGCAAAUUUCUAGCGUUUAAUCAUCAAUGCGACAAAAUUUAUUCUAAAAUUCAAUCAUUAUUUUCAAUUAAAAAUUACUUUUAAAACAUUUUCAGUCUUUUGACGGUAUAUAUAUUUACAAUAUUGUUAUCACGUUCUUGUAUAUAACGAUUAGCCGCUGCUCGCAACGCAAAUACACGUAUAUUUUUUACAGCACAUUAGCAGCAGCGAAAACGAAUUGUAUUUAUUUAGAUAAACCAUUAGUUCAUACAUAAUUUAUUCGAAUAAUUAAUAAUAGUUUUUAUCUAAUUAAAAAUCGUAUUUCUUAUGCCUAAUUUUUUAAUAAAUAAUUUGACUU
Trichogramma pretiosum is the source of this 2018-nucleotide messenger RNA. RefSeq names its product neuronal calcium sensor 1-like. The transcript has 5 exons. The record is from RefSeq and is a predicted model, not a curated record. Gene Ontology annotation, molecular function: calcium ion binding. Lineage: Eukaryota; Metazoa; Arthropoda; Insecta; Hymenoptera; Trichogrammatidae. The coding region runs from base 702 to 1481 and encodes 259 amino acids.